GAGCCGAAAGGCUUUAUAGUUUGAUAUUAGACCCCUCAGCUUCCAUAUAAUUAACCCUAUCUAAAUCCCUCCUCCUCUGCUUAAGUGUAAACAAAUUCAUCAUUACCAAUAUCCUAUCACCCUCAAUACGCAUCACUCAUCAUCGUCAGAGAUAUAUUCGUCUCUCCUCGGUCUCAAUCUCUUUUUAAUGGAGGCCUCACAACCAACAAAUUCUCCCAAAACCCUUUACCACCAACACCACCACAACAACAACAUUCAAGCCACCGCAGUUUCAUCAUCAUCAUCACUACCCAUGAACAACAACAACUCCUCCCAAUUCCAUGCAGACCACAAAUCCAAGGCAAGCAAGCGCUUUCUGCCCCUUUUGCUUGUAAACUAUUUCUGUCUAUUUGUGGGUUCGGUCUCUUCAACCUUGCUCUCAAAGUUCUAUUUCACCCACAAAGGCUCGAGCAGAUGGCUCUCCACAUGGGUUCAAUCCGCUGGGUUUCCUCUCCUUGUUAUUCCCAUUUACCUCCCUUAUCUUCUCAAAUGCACAGACAGACGACCCUUCGCUCAAUUCUCUCCAAAGAUGUUAAUCUUAUCCAUCUUAAUAGGCCUCAUGUUAGGCCUAAACAACCUCCUCUUCUCCUGGGGAAAUUCUUAUCUCCCCGUCUCCACCUCAUCUCUCCUGCUCUCCUCCCAGUUGAUUUUCAAUCUCAUACUCUCCGUUAUCAUUGUCAAGCAAAAGAUCACAUUCUCAAAUCUCAACUGUGUGAUUCUUCUAACCCUCAGCUCCGUUCUCUUAGCCUUGGCUUCCAACCAUGAAAAACCAACCGGUCUAACACGCGGCAAAUAUUUUAUAGGCUUCUUUUCUACAAUAGGCGCCGGGUUACUAUUUGCUCUCUAUCUCCCUGUCAUGGAGAUGAUUUACAAGAAGGUUUACUGCUACCAGAUGGUGAUGGAAAUGCAGCUCGUGAUGGAGGUCGCCGCCACGGCGUUGGCGAGUAUCGGGAUGGCGAUGGACGGCGGAAUUUCAAAAAUAAAAAUGGAAAGCCAGCGAUUGUUCGACGGGGAACCGACGGUGUAUUGGGUGACGGUGUUUUUCAACGUAGUCACUUGGCAGUUGUGCUUUAUGGGCACCGCAGGCAUGGUGUUCUUGACUUCCUCUUUAACCGGAGGGGUUUGCAUGACAGCUUUGAUGGCCAUGAACGUGUUGGGAGGGGUGUUGGUGUACAGGGAUGAGUUUAGCGGUGAGAAGGGGGUGUCCACUGUGCUUUGCGCUUGGGGGUUUUCUUCGUAUGUGUAUGGUUUGUACGUUAAGAUGAAGGAGGAGAAAGCGAAGGAGAAAAGUAAUCAAGGGAUGGAGAUGGUUCAUGUGGUUAAUGAUAGCGUUUGAUAAUAAAAGCAUGAUUGGAGAGACGACGACGACUAUGCGGCCAGUUCAAGCAUAUCAAUGUAUGACCGAUGGUAUUGGAGAUAUGAAAGCUUAGCUUGAAAUUAUUACCAUGAUAAUUGAUAAACAUAUAUCGCUGUCAAUGUAAAUUAUCAUUAUCAUCAUCUCAUCCGGCCAGUAGUUAAACGAGUGAUCGAUCAAAAAAGAAACUAGAUAUACAUAAAUUAAUUAAGCAUAAUUAAGGUG
Molecule: messenger RNA, 1618 nt
Organism: Alnus glutinosa
Lineage: Eukaryota; Viridiplantae; Streptophyta; Magnoliopsida; Fagales; Betulaceae
Product: probable purine permease 4
Exons: 1
Coding region: 188-1375 (395 amino acids)
Cellular component (GO): membrane
Molecular function (GO): purine nucleoside transmembrane transporter activity
Source: RefSeq, a predicted model, not a curated record